CCGCCAUCGAGGCGGAAGCGGGAGGGCGACGUCACUCCCACAAUGCCCCGCACAAUGGGGCCGCCGGGGCCUGGGCCGGAGCCGCGCCUGGCGGGGCCCGGGGGAACGGGGUAGCUUCGAAGCUGGCACAGAUGGCUGGGCUCUUUCAGAGGAGAAGCAGCAACUACCUGGUGAAGGCAGCAGAGGCUCCUGGAAUGUGUGUGCAGCUCUGAAGCAGGAGGUGGAGAUGUUUUGCUGUUAAAGGAGUUUGGUCACAGAGGGAUCCAACAGGCAACUGCACUGGGACAACAUCACAGCAAGGCACCCGCAGGCUCGAGUUCUGCUGGACAUGGCCAUGUUCUACUAGACCUGCCAUGACGGCAUUUUUUCCCAGUGUUCCCAACUGGAUUCAAGAUGCAAAGCAGGAGGAGGAAGAGACAGGCUGGAAAUUAGUCCCCAGACCAAGAGGUGAAGAGCCGGAAAGUCAGGGAAAGUGCCAAUGUGAAAUAUCAGAGGCCUCCUUCACAGCCGUGGACAAGCUGAGAGCUCACACGCUUCCUCACAGCGAGCAGAGGCCGUACAACUGCCCGCAGCUGCACUGUGGCAAAGCCUUUGCGUCCAAGUACAAGCUCUAUAGGCAUAUGGCCACGCACUCUGCUCAGAAGCCUCAUCAGUGCAUGUACUGCGAGAAGAUGUUUCACCGGAAGGAUCACCUCCGGAACCACCUCCAGACCCACGACCCCAACAAGGAGGCUCUUCACUGCCCCGAGUGCGGCAAGAACUACAACACCAAGCUGGGCUUCAGGCGGCACCUGGCCAUGCACGCGGCGGCCAGCGGGGACCUCAGCUGCAAGGUGUGCCUCCAGACCUUCGAGAGCACCCAGGUCCUGCUGGAGCACCUCAAGGCGCAUUCGAGGCGGGCUUCUGGUGGAGCCAAGGAGAAGAAGCAUCCGUGCGACCACUGUGACAGGCGCUUCUACACCCGCAAGGACGUGCGGAGACACUUGGUGGUGCACACGGGGCGGAAGGACUUCUUGUGCCAGUACUGUGCCCAGAGGUUUGGCAGGAAGGAUCACCUCACCAGGCACAUGAAGAAAAGCCACUCCCAGGAACUGCUGAAGAUUAAGACGGAGCCAGUUGACAUGUUGGGCCUCCUGAGCUGUAGCUCCUCUGUUGCAGUGAAAGAGGAGCUGAGUCCCGUCCUGUGCGUGGCAUCCAGAGACAUGAUAGGUGGUAAGAGCUUCCCGGGCAUGCUGCCCGUGGGCAUGUACAGCACUCACCUCCAAACCGUGCCGAGCUCAGGGAUGCCCCAUUCUUUGGUUCCUAACUCUCUUCCAAUGGGAGUGAGCUAUCCUCUGGAGUCGUCUUCCCCCAUCUCUUCCCCACCGCAACCUCCUCCAAAGUAUCAGCUUGGAUCUACCUCAUAUUUGCCUGAGAAACUACCCAAAGUAGAGGUGGACAGCUUCUUGUCAGACUUCCCUGGCAGCCUGUCUCUCUCAUCUGGUGAGCCUCAGUCCUCUUCACCUCAGCCACCCCCUCUGGAUGAGGCUUUGCUUUCCAAGAGCCCUGCGAACCUUUCAGAGGCUCUCUGUGCUGCUAACAUGGACUUCUCUCAUCUUCUCGGCUUCCUCCCCUUAAAUCUUCCUCCUUGCAAUCCACCUGUGUCCUCAGGGGGAUUGGUCAUGGGCUACUCACAGGGGGAGACACAGCCACUGCUUACCACUUUGCAACACCAACCUCAAGAAUCUCCUGGAGCUGGGGCCUCGCUGAACUUUGGGCCCCUUCAUUCACUGCCCCCUGUCUUCACCUCCAGCUUGAGCACAACCACGCUGCCACGUUUCCACCAGGCAUUCCAAUAAGCUGGAAACAGCACUGGAGAACAGAUCUUUCAGUCACCCUUCAGUGGAGAGCCUUAAAAACGCACAACUCUUACUCCCCUUUGGGGUGUGAAAGCUUGGCAAAGCUGUUUCCGACGGGAGGUUUCUGAUCUCUAGAGGGAGCACUUGUAGACUGGAACAGGAGAUACCCCCCUGCGAGUCCCAGUCCUGUACAGUGAGAAGAUUUCAGCUCAGAGACUGGAUCCAUUUGAUGUAAUUGUUAAUCUGUGAAUCAGGAGCCGCGCUUAGCACUGACCUUCCCCUAGCCCCCGGAGCUGCCCGUGUUCCUCCUGGGGAAGGGACUGUACCUGAGAAGGAGUUGAGACUCUUUCAUCGUGGGCUAAACGUCUGAAGAGUCCAGCUUCCAUUUCAUGUUCCCACACUGCAGUUCUGGCCCAAGAGCCAGCACCUCCACAUGGAGGAGGAGACGUCAGGAUACCCACCCUGUAUGAAGCCAUGGGGAAGAGGCCGACCUUCCCCACUACCUCUCACCCAUCACCUAACAGCUUACUCCACCCAGCGCCGCUUACUCCACAUCAGUGUUAAGCAACGAGACCGUUUACACGGUGACUUCAGAGCCGUCACCUCAUUCUCCUCCGAGGAGCCCUUAGGUUAAACUCAGCACAGCGCCAUUGUUUACACAACUCAGAUCUCUUCCUGCCAUUACAAGAAUAGGAGGCACCAGAAUACACCAGGAUUAUCCCUGGUGGAACUAGAACACUGUUUACACGAUGAAGUCAGGUUGCACUGAUUUCUCUUCACUGCUCAUGUUCUUCCCCCAUGGGGAAACCCUCUGCUUCUGGACCACUGCAGCCCCUGCACCGCCGCUUCCCGCGUGUCCCUCUGGCUGUCCACGUCUCGAGGGGAUGGAGCAGCGCUCGCAGCUGAGCUUGUUCACGUGGGGUGUGGGUAGAGCCCUUGAAACCUCUCCCACAGGCAGACAGAUGGUGCAUCUGUUCUGGAAACCAAAGCUGGGUUGGGGCUGGGGGCAUU
Molecule: messenger RNA, 2849 nt
Organism: Pezoporus flaviventris
Lineage: Eukaryota; Metazoa; Chordata; Aves; Psittaciformes; Psittacidae
Gene: PLAGL2
Product: PLAG1 like zinc finger 2
Exons: 4
Coding region: 354-1838 (494 amino acids)
Molecular function (GO): DNA-binding transcription activator activity, RNA polymerase II-specific
Source: RefSeq, a predicted model, not a curated record